Microplitis mediator is the source of this 3329-nucleotide messenger RNA. It is a transcript of the gene Tti1, whose product is annotated as TELO2-interacting protein 1 homolog. The record is from RefSeq and is a predicted model, not a curated record. Gene Ontology annotation, biological process: chromatin remodeling. The coding region runs from base 201 to 3329 and encodes 1042 amino acids. The transcript has 6 exons. NCBI's taxonomy places the organism in Eukaryota, Metazoa, Arthropoda, Insecta, Hymenoptera, Braconidae. Gene Ontology annotation, cellular component: cytoplasm.
CCGCAAUUGGACUGUAAAUUUUACGGCUCUGGCCAUUGGUCCGGAGACACCUGUCACGUGACUCCAGCUGUCAAAUUAAAGUUAAAUAGACAAGAAGGAAAAUCGCAACAACAACAAUCCACACAUUCACCACAAGUUUUGCCGGCGAAACUUACGAAUUUUUAUUGAAGUAAUUAAUUGAUUUAUUUAUUUAUUUGAUAAUGGAAGACGUAACAAUAAGACAAGCGUUUUUGAAAUUAAAACCGCUCUGUGAUUGUUUGAUGCAAGACCCAACUGUCAAAAACGCAAUUGAAGUUGAACGUUGUGUCAAAACUUUACCCAAGUCAGUCACUCAAAAUUUAAUGGAAUAUAUUUUAUUUCCAGUAAUUAUUCAUCUGCAAAAUAAUACGAGCAAAGAUAUUAAAUUACACUUGAUAUGCAUCGUAAGAGAAGUCAUUCCCAAAGUGCGAUUUUAUAAACUUGAGUUUUUUAAUAAACUCUACAUAUCUUUAAUUGCAUCUAUCUAUGAUUCUACACAAAAUACCUUAGUUAUUCAAUCACAUGAAGAGUUGAAAGAAUGCGUUGUUGAUUGUUUGAAAUAUUUAAUUGUCAACGCAUCGAUGGAUGUAAUCGAAGAAUUUUAUACACGCGAUAAUGCUGCUAAAAUUAGCCAGAGUAUUCAUACUUGUUUAUCAAUUGCAAGAAAUGAAAAAUCCCCUUCAUUACGAGUUGCCGCCUUGGAAGCGUUGAUAUCUCUGUCGUAUGUCCACGAUGGUGUUGAUCCAGCAGAAGUUGUCUUACGCAAUGACGUAGCAAAUAUCAUAAUGUUAUUUUUGCCUGGCAUCGUAAAAGGACUCCAGGAAAUUUAUCAAGGAAGCGACAUUCAAAAUCAUAAAGUCACGAUGACGGCAGUAAAAGCACUGGGGAGAAUCGUAGCUCUAGUGAUGGAGGAUUUAAUUAAAAACACAGAAGUAUCGAAUCUUCAAACUCUGCAAUCAACUCUGAAGUCUACAUCAGAUCCACUGGGGAUUCAACUAAAACAGGAAGGCCGUCAGGGUAUGGAGAAGCACAUAAAGACAGUAGUGCGCAAUCAGGAAUGGCUGGAUGCCGCAGCAGAAAAACUUCAAGCGCCGAUGCGCGACUUGAUGAAUUUAACAAAACACUCGCACUAUAAAGUACGGAAGGAAUUAGCAGUAGCGGUAGUUUUGCUGAUCACAAAGUGCCCGGUAAAUUUGUAUAAAAGUUUUGCUGAGCUGAUUGAAAUCUUGAUAACGCUGUCAGAAGAUGAUGUCCAAGAAGUACGAGAGCUAGCAAACGCAUCAUUGAAUCAAGUUAACGGUAUAGUAACUCAGUACAACAUGAAGUCAAUUGUUGAAAUACUCCAGGAAAAAUUUUACAAGCUUUUGAUAGAACUGCCCCGACUUAUACGAAGAUCAGACGACGCCACACAGUUGUCGUACUUGAAUAAACUGGCCGGUUACUUGAGGCUUUUUGGAAAGGAACGACUUCCUCUAAUAAUGAAUUCCAUUGAUUAUUUGAGACGAUUAAUUUUGUCGCUUAUUUAUGUAGCCGAGCUCGAUUGCAGUGACGUUACUAUUCUUGAAGAAAAUCAAUCACGAACUAUCGAAGACACUGUUGACUCACGUCGUUCGUGGAAGAAAUUCAAGUUCAUUCGCGACUCAACCACCGAAGAUAAAUUAAUACUCAUUUGUAAUCUCCUAAGUACUCUUAGUGAUUUAAAUAAUUUAGUCAACAGUAUCUUUGAUUUAAUUACCGACAUGCCUCACUAUCGGAAAGAAUUAAUUUUGCUGUUAAACUGGAUACUUAAGUCUACUCACGACGCACCUGUUUCUUUACAUCAGCGAGUUGUUGAAUACUAUACAGAUCCUGAACUUUGGUAUCUCCCUACCCAAGAAGAUGCUCCGCUUCGCAAACUGCAGUACAAUAUCGUAGAGUCUUGCUUGCUGACAGAAGGUCUAGGAAUUGUGGCAUCGGUACUUGGAAAAAAUUACCAUCAGUUUCUUCUGAAGACUCUGUACUUGGUGAUUGAGAGAGCAGGCAGCGGACAUGGGGUGAUAAGUCUCGUGGGUCUUCAAACUCUUGACCACAUCGCUAAUUCCCAAGGGAACAUGAGUAUCGCUGACCUGAUUCGCGACAACGUAGACUACAUUUCUUACCACGUUACCAUUAAAUUAAGAUCCGUUGAUAAAAACCCUGGGGUACUUAAUGUCGUCACGGUUGUCAUGAAGUACAGCACGAUGGACGUGCUGCCUUGUUUGAAAGAAAUUGUUGAAGAUGCUUUAGCUCAACUGGCUGCUAAUUCACAAAAGUCAAAUGUUUAUUCAUUACUCAAAGUUCUUUACACGUUUACCGUUUGCCUGAAGCAGUUGCUGGGGAUCAGUGACAGAAAAAAUCAAAAGGAUGAAGGGAGCGAGACAAAUAUUGCUGAGAAGGUGAUACAAGAAUUAUUGGAGCACCAUGAGUCAAAAAGAGUUUCCGAGCAGCUGGAAAAUGAUGAUCUGGGCGGCAGUCCUGAGGACAUUUUGAAAGAAAUUGAAAGUAAAGAGUAUGAGGAUCCGGAUUAUAAUGAAGCAGAAGAAAACAAAGAGCCUCCGAUGCAUGUAAAAAUAAUCGAGAGUAUAAUGAAACAGUGUCUGCAUUUCCUGCCGUCAAAAGACACAGCCAAAGUUAUACUGACCAUGCAAACGCUUGAAGAAGGACUUAGCAUUCUUGCUGAUUGGACUGAUCAGUUGCUGCCUAUCGUCCACGAAAUUUGGCAUCCUCUAGUCGACCGGUUUCAAGACUCGAAUGUGCUCAUUAUUAACCGCGCGUGGCAGAUGCUUUACACUCUCGCUUACCUGUCAAAAGAUUUUAUCAGAACUCGCACUCUCCAACAAGUGUCUCCGGGUCUGGCGAAAUUCCUAGACAAGGCAGCUAAAGACAGUUACAGAAAAGAUUCAAAUAACGCAUACAAGUUUACCCAAAUAUUUAAAUUACAGAGAUUACUUCUCAUGGAGAUGGGACAGGUCGCGCGGUAUCUUAAGCUCCAGGAGCCGGAUCUCUGGAAAUUAGUCACCAUUACCGAGCCUUAUUUGAACUGUUGGCAACACCCAGAGCUGCAGGAAUGUUGCGUAAAUUUGUACAAAGAAAUAGCGGAUUUAAAUGGGGACAUUGUUUGGGUCAAGUGCAUCAGCCUUUGGCACUCCCACGUACGGCCGAUCCCGAACACAGAUUUUAGUAUCGAUAAAUUAGAGUUUGAAAAAUUGAGUGACAGUGGCAAUAAAUAUGUUAAGAAUUUAAGAGAAAUAUUUCGAUAUUUAGAUGAUAAGAUACGAAGUAUUGACAGAUGA